This is a messenger RNA of Symbiodinium natans, 1515 nucleotides long. The record is from the annotation of a GenBank genome assembly. Lineage: Eukaryota; Dinophyceae; Suessiales; Symbiodiniaceae.
AUGGCCACAGACCGAAGGUAUGAGGUCAAAAUGUCAGUGCCAGAUGGCGCAAUGCCCGGCAUGCUGCUGGAUGUGCCUGUCAGAGGUGGCUCUGAGAAGGUUCGGAUCCGGGUGCCAGAUGGCUGCGGAGCUGGUAGCGUUCUUGUCCUGAGCCAGGCUGAAGGUAGCAGCGAGUGGGACCUGAACAUUGAAGCAACAUCCUCAGCACAGGAUAUGGGCCCCGGUGACGACGGGGUGAGGAGCCCUCCAGGCAACCAGCUGCCCCAAGAGGAAAGCCCCAGGCCGGUGAUGUCUGAGCAGCCUGUGGCAUACACCGUGAGGUUGGAUACAACCGUUGGUGUCAUCGACAUCAUUGUGAGGCCUGAUUGGGCUCCGCAUGGUACUCGCCGGUUCUUGGAGCUGGCCACGUCAGGGGAUCUCAGCAAUCUAGCCUUCUACCGUGCCAUCAAGGGUUGCAUCUCCCAGUUUGGCCUGCCGCCAAAGCGGCCCUGGCCGCCUAUACCAGAUGACCCUCCGACAGGAGUUCCUUUCCUGUUGGGCGCCGUGAGCUUUGCUGCAAUAGGCCCAAAUGCUCGGAAAUCGACGCUUUUCAUCUGCACGGGCGACAUGUCGCACUGCCUGGGCGACAAGUCAUGGGAGACCCCCAUUGGGGCUGUGGCCGAGGCGUCGUUGGACGUGUUGGACUACAUUGAAACCAUCUACGGUGACAUUGUGGAGUUUGGCGGGCAGGGGCCCGAUACCAGCCGGAUAAAUUCUGAAGGGAACAUCUACCUCCAAACGAACUUCCCAAAGCUGACGUACAUCAAAUCAGCCACCGUGCUUGACGAUGGUGCCGAUGUCCAGACCGGAAACGAGGACGACCCAAGCUCUGCAAGCCGAGCGGCGAAGGAGGCAGAGGGCGUUGCAAGGGCGAAUGCGAGCACCGCGCAGCAGGCCUCCCAACAGGCCCAACAGGCUGCCGCCAAAGACUCGAUGGAGGAGCUACGAGAAGCAGCGAGGCGCGCCCGCCAAGCUGCCCAUGCUGCUGUGGCGGCUGCCGAGGCAGCAGAAGCUGCGCAGGCUGCAGUGGAGGGCAGGCGUGCGCCUGCCGCAAACCACUUCAAUGCGACGCCACAGAUGCACAUGGCCGUGCCAGCUAUGGCGCCAGCUAUGGCCAUGCCUCAACAACAGAUGGUACCGGCCAUGGUGCCGUCGCCCUGUCCAGGUCAACAGCGGAUGUUGAGCGGCAUGGGCCAGCCCAUGGCCAAUGUGGCCAAUCCAACGGUGCAGGCCCUCCAGCUUGCCCAGCCGGCGAUGCAACAGACGCCCAUGAGGCCGCUGCUGCCAGCCCACGGCCAGGUCAUGGGACCUCCAUUCAUGGGACUCUCUGGCUGCAGACCUCUUGCUCCGCAAGUGGCACAGGGGGCGUUCCCUGUGAUGAGCAACGGAAGUUGUGGGGUUCCGCAAGCAGUGCGGCCUCAAAUGCUACCUCAGGCGCGGCCUUGCCAGCCCGGGCCUCCGAUGGACCUCACCUGA